UAAUGGAAGUAAAUGAGCAUCCAGUGAGCAAGAAUAUUUAUAUGAAUAUGAGGGUGUGAAUGUAAUUUAUGAAGAAAUUUGAGUAAAUAUAUGAUUGCAAAGUACAUGAAUGGCUGACAAAGCACACUACCACACCAGACCGCAAGUUGAACUCUGUGGGUGUCACUGUUUGUUGUAAUAUUGAUGUUGCGGAGAUGUGGCCGCCGAAUGUGAAAGUGUAAAUGUGAUGCGGUGAAAUUGUUGUCCAAAAGUGAGGAGUGAAUUUAGUGCAUCGACGACACGGUAUUGGAACAUUGAAGAGCAGCAGUAAUAUGAUUGUGAACUGGCACAGAGGUGACCUAAUACAGGUACCUCUCACUGCAAAUUAUUUAGUAACAAGUUACACAUUGAGUGGUUAGUGCCGGAAACGGGUUCUCGGUUCUCGCGUUAUUCGCUGCGGUUUUUUUGCGCGAGUUACUAUCAAAUAAGACAAGCUAAAACAAAAAAAAGGCUAUCCCCAAAAAACAGAAACCUUAUCAAACAAUAAUGCUUACGGCACUGUAAGAAAUAAGAAAUGUAAAUGUCAAAUAAAUUUUCAGACUAUAACAUCUCUAAAUCCGGUUACAUAAAUAGCGCUAUUUAGCGGGUCAAUGACUGCUAGAAAUUGAAAAUUAAUUACGCUGAGUACAACGCUUAGCUACCGACGUCGUGGGCGGUAUAAGGUUGCGUCGGCACCAAUUCAAAUGAUUAAAUGUUUGUAUGUAUACGUCGAUUGUACAUAUAUUUCGAUAUGUAUGUUUAUGUGUAUGCUCCAGUGUUUGUAUGAAUAUAUGAAAAUAUUGAUUGAUGUGAACUAAAAUUCACCAAAAUAAUUUUAGUUAUGGGAGUUGCUUCUUCUAUCUUAUCACUUAACUAGUCAGUCACAAGUUAAAAGCUGCAAAAAGCUCUAAUGUAAAUAUAUAUAUAUACACUUUUAUGUUAAUAUAUAAAUAUAUCUUAACACAGUCAAUAAAAUUAUGUGUACGUACGGCAAAUUGAUUUUAAACAUUUAAAAAUACAAGUAAAAUACUCUGAAAUAUUUGCGUAUCCACAUAUGUAUGUAUGCAUAUAUUAUAUAUUGUUAUGAAUUUGUGCGUUGAAAGGCACAAUACAUUAUGUAAAUUCCGUAUAAAAUAAGGAGAAUGUGGUUUAAUUCAAAAAUUUCUAUCUGUCUUAAGAAGAUCAUUUAUAUAUACAUACAUAUAUGUAUGUAUGUAUAUAAAUAUACACAUAUAACCUCAUGCUUUAAAAAGAUUUCCAAAGCACUUUAACUGAUUUAGAUUUCAAAGCGUAUAAAUGCAUGCAUAUUUUUUAUCAGCGGCGGCAAGUUUUCGCGCCUAGUCAUCCGUGCGCGUAUAAUUUUUUUAUUGUGUGUUUCUAAGUUUUUUGUACAUAAAAAUAUCAUCCGUCACAUGCACACGAAUUGUAUGAGUUUUAUGUAUCGUGUCAUGUAGUGUCGUGAUUUUAGGACAUCUUACGGAAUUGUGGUGCUCACUAGCUGUUUGGCCUAAUGAAGAUUACUAUAAAUACAUUGAUGUACGAAACAUUACUCAGCGGUUGUUGAAGUACAAUUAACUGUAUUGCUAAUUAACUGCGCUCCUUCCGUUCAUCGUACAAGGAACACUGUUUGCGCUGUCAGUCGUUACCGAAUGCAAACUAUCCAACUAGAAGCGCUUUACAUACAUACAUAAAUACAUAUAUACUCUUUCAAAGACGUCACUAACAAAAAAAAUUAACUUUUCAGCUUUGCAAGAUAUCCUACAUUGCUACAGUUGUACACGUACCUUGAAUACAACUUAACUUGAAAGAUUGAUGCAACCGAAACGGUAGGACACGUAAAAAUUACGUGAAUGCCGACGUGAGAACACGAAGACGUUAAAACGCACAAAACCGACGUAAACGGAAGAGCAAAAAGUAAACUUAAUUAGAAAUAUUUGUCGCACGUCUUUACCUCAGUGAACUUCUCCUAUAGGAGCAAGACACUUUGGUACUGAAACUGCACGUCUCUACUUUCGAUGUCAAAUAAAUACAAUAAAAUUCCGAUUAAAAUAAAGCGGCCUGUCAUUUCUAGCUGCUAAAGAAGCAUAAAAAAUAUAGCGAAAUAAUAAAACUGAAAGGAUACUGUAGAAGACUACCCAUCUUCCUGCUCGCUCUUAUAGUCAUGUAGACCUACAAUAUAAUCGACUAAAAUAGUAAUUCUUGAAGCAAACUUUAACGCUAUUUAUAACAUCAGAGCUGUGAUACACCAAAAAAACCAGACAUCAAAAUGAAAUACACACAAAAAACCACGAAAGAAAGCAAAACUGAAUAAACAAGGGAAAGCAAAGGCCAAAUAAAGUGAAAUUACAAGUAGAUCAUAAAACCGCAAAUACGCUCUUAUAUAUUCACAUAAAUGAUAUUCGAACAUAUAUAUGUAUGUAUGUGUGUUUGUUAUACUAGGUCAUAAACAACAUUUGCUACGAGGCAACAGCGCAUAAAAAAGGCUCAUCACAGUAGAUUUUCUCUUAUGGCGCCACCGGAUGGAAAAAUUGUUUUUAAUACGGCAAAACGGCCCAACUAUCGCCUAUUGCCGUAAAAGUGAUUUCGGGGGAAACAACACAGCAAUUGGCGUUGUGUUACCUCAGCGUUGGCAAGUCUUAAAACCAUUCGUAUCGGGAUUUAAAAGCAAUAAAUGACGUGCGCCAAAUUGUUGUCAACUUUAUUUUGAAGCACUUUGCUUGCCGCAAGCUACAGGCAUAUGUUCAACUGAAUCCGGAUGGUUUUGGGUUCGCAUGCAUACACUUAUUUUAGCCAAGUUGCUGUGAAGAGCGUAGCCAAUCUACAAUAAAACGCUGACUGGCAGCUACAAACGAAAUAGUUUGGUCAACCCAAACGUAAUUUAUAAAAACGAACUGUCAAAUUCGGCAUAUGCGGCCAAAUACCAAGCGGUCAUAACACUUACACACAUUCUUUACAUUUGUUUUUUACCAUUCGUUUUGAAAACUAUUAACACGCACCCGAGAGGAGGUUCGCACAAACAUACAAAUACACAUACGCUCAUAAGCUCACAGGACAAGCACACUCAUCGCUAUAUCAUUAAUUUAGAACGGAAUGGCAACGACAAUGUCUCCAAUAAGCAAUUCAACUUCUAAAGCGGCGGCGCAGAAAGGGGAAGUGAAAAAUUCAAGUUCAUCGCUGUUAUCGUUAAUCACAUGUUUUAUAUCAUGUUUCAUCAUGGCUGUGAGUUGCAUUUGUCCGUCAACAGUGGAGGCGACGGCAACUGCUGCUGCGACAGCGUCGGUAACAUCGACAGCAUCAGCAGCAGCGGUGGCAAUGACAGCUAAAGUAGCCACAGUGGGCAACGGUAGCGAAAACAGUUCAACCACUAUUGACAGUCAAGGUAGUAGUCGUUUGGGUGUUUUGAGUAUUAGUGAUGUUGGAGGCAAUGGUAAAGGCAACGCUUUGAGCUGGGAUCAUGCGGUCGAUUUGAAUGAGGAUUUUCGUAUUUUAUGGACAAUCAUUAAUCAAGAUAUUACGUUCGAAGUACAAGCACGUACGCUGGGUUACGUUGGAUUUGGUUUUUCGCCCGACGGUAACCUCGCUGGCUCUGACAUUGCCAUCGGAUGGGUAGACAAGGGUCAAACAUAUUUUCAGGAUCGUCACAUUACAAGAAAUGUAAAGACAGAACCAUUUGUGGAUCCAUCUCAGGACUAUAUUCUUAUGUUGGGGUAUGAAAAUGCAACACAUACUGUCUUACGGUUUCGUCGAAAACUAGACACUUGCGACAAAUUGCACGACAUCGUUAUUACGAAUAACACCAUGCGAGUCAUUUAUAUGUAUCAAAAUCGCGAUCCACCUCAUGGAUCAGUUCAACCUGGGACAUUACCUGAUCCAGACUCCGCUUUUCGGCCGUAUCAUCCAAUGGUUCUUACCCAAAGCGCACAAAUACAUUUCCGGAAAGACGAUCAUAUAAGGCAAAUGGAGCUACGAAAUGAGGAUGUGGCACUUCCAAGUGGAGAUAUUACAUUAUCCUGGUGCAAAAUGUUCAAGUUAGAAGAUAUUAAUCGCAAGCACCAUCUUAUUCGGUACGAACCAAUAUAUGACUCAACGUCCAGCAUACAUUAUUUACAACAAAUUACGCUGUAUGAAUGCCAGGGAUCCGAGCAAGAGCUUGAGAAAAUGGCACGAGAGCAGGGACGACAAUGUAUAGGCAAUCGGGAUAUGCCUUUAGCCUGCAAUGCUAUUGUUGCAUCAUGGUCUCGCGGUUCGGAGGGCUUUACAUUUCCGGAGGAUGCUGGCUACCCGAUCGACUCUCAUUUUGCCAAAUACUAUCUAAUGGAAACACACUACAACAAUUUGCUGCCUGAUAAUUUCCAAAGCUAUAGUCGACAAAUGGCUGAUAAUUCAGGACUAAGGAUUUACUUCACCCAUGUGCUGCGUCCGAAUGACGCUGGAAUUCUUUCAAUUGGUAUGGAUCCAAAUUGGCGUCACAUAAUUCCACCCGGUCAAAAGGAAGUAAUCUCUGAAGGACAAUGUAUUGAAGAUUGUACAGCCUACGCUUUUCCUACUCAGGGAAUAAACAUUUUUGCGGUGAUGAUGCGUACACACCAAAUCGGCAAAAAAGUUAAACUUCGGCAGAUUCGUCAGACUGAAGAACUUUUUCCAAUUGUAAUGGACACCAACAUCGACCCAAAGUAUCAAGACUUUCGCCAUCUACCUGCUCCUGUGCGGUCUUUGCCUGGUGAUCGACUUAUUGCUGAGUGUAUUUACGACAGCUCAACGCGAAAAGCAAUUACCCUUGGUGGCCUGACUAUGAAAGAGGAGAGUUGUACGGUACUGAUACUCUAUUAUCCGCGCCAAAAGGAACUUACUACAUGUCACUCCUUACCAAGUUUACCAACGGUGCUCCACUCCCUGGGCAUCGAGGAACUUGCAACUGAUUCCAAUCCUGUGCUGAUUUCUUCGCCACCGGAAUUGGCGGGUAUGACGCUUGAGGCACGAUUAAUAUCUUACGACUGGCAAAAUCAGUUCGAUGAGUUUCAAGAGGCAACUAGAAGUGGAUCUUUUAAGCCACUUUGUUGGGGCGCGAAAAAUCAUGUUAUUCCAGGCUCAGAGUACCUCGAAGGAUACAGCAUAAACAUAACGAAAACCUUUAAGCAGCAUCAAUACUGUAAGCCAAAGCAACGCUCAUUUGUCGCCGAGAGUGUGGAGCAAACGGAUCUUGGGCUGCCUGUGCUUCAUGAAAUGGACAACAAUAACAUCAUUGAAGGAGCAGCACGAAGCAGUCGUAGUUCUGCAGCCACCGAAACGCAAGGAUUAAGCAAAGCCGAAGACUGUAGUAAAAGUUUUGUGACAACUUUCUGGUAUGCGAGUGCUUUCAUUAUUCUACAGUGGCACAACCAAUGGUCCUUAACUAGAAGCUCAUUUUAAGUCUUCGCAUUCCAAUACUUUUAUCUGUCCAGCCCCGCAACGCUGACGUCAUUAACUCGUCCUACUAUGACGUCCUCCACUCUAUCAAAUCCUCAAUCAGUUAUGUAGCUGCAUAAAUUUCUAAUUUGUUACCCUAGUGUGUAGUAAGUUAUUGAUUAUUUUUACAAAAGUUUAUUAUCGAAUUGUAGACUUACGGAAACCAUAAGCGUAUUACGUAGUUAUUAUUUAAGUAUACUCAUAAAUACAUACAUACAUAUUAUAUUUAAAUAAAUAAAAUAGCGAUAAUCAUAAAAUACGCUAAAACCAUAAGCAUUAAAAAUCGAUGAGAUUUGAAUGGAAAGCAAUAAUUAGUUAUCGAAUACUUGUAACUCGAUAUUAUACAUUUAUACAGUACUCGUAUUUAGUGUGUAAAAUCGUUACUUUGCAUGAAGAAUAUUAAGAUGGUAUGGUGCAAAUAUAAAUCUAAAUAACCAAAUACUUUACAUUAGUAAUGUUACAGUGUGUGAAAAAUAUUCGAAAUUAGAUCGAACUAGAAACUAUUUAUAGAACGUAUUUGACAUUAAGUCGAAAACUAAUUUGUACGAGUGCAUCGCCAGUGCUGACAUUGGUCGCAAAAUUAAAUUUUAAUUUUAAUUCAAAUAAUUACAAAUUCAAAUAUUUAAUUUAUUUUUAAAAAAUAUAUACAUUUGGUAAAAAAAAAUACCUUUAAUUGAAAGGCUGAACAAUUAGCAAUAACAGCCUUACACACAAUGCUUUCAGUCCAUUUGUGAUUAAAUAAAAAUAUUUAUUUUAAUUACACAAUUUAGGCUUAAAUCUCCCAUUCAAACUUAGUUAAAGAUAAACAUAUGAAGUUUACGCCAGAGAUAACAAGUAUCGUUGUUUUACGUACAAUUAAAAAUUACACAGCACCAUGCACUACUGACCACAACAUAUGAGCUUUUGUUGCAGGGUAUCAUUCGUAUUGUCAAAGAAAGAAUUUGGUGUUAAUAUUUUGGCAGAAAAAAAAAAAUUAAGCACACAUAUAAAAAAUUAAUAGAAUAUGGCCAAGGUCGAAUUAAGAUCGUGAUCAUACAAUAAUAUUAUAAAAUUCAUUGACAAAUUACUCGCCAAUUUAUUUAACAUGAUCGUUAAUUAUAUAAUAAUAUUAAUAAAGUAAUCACUACUUAAAAAUCUGAUUUCAUGUGUAUUAGCUGACCUUUAAAAAUAAAACGCUCUUAAACCAACUCGUAAGCGGAAAUUUUGUUUUCAAGUGCACUAAUCCCUUCAUUAAUGACUGGGAAAAAAACUCCCACACAAAAUUGUCCCUCAUUGAAAGUUGCAUUGGCGAUGCCUGAGGACCGAGAAGUUAAAAGCGCAUUCUAGGCGAAAUGCGCUUCUUACUACUUCAAGUCAAUAUCUGUGAUUUUGUGCAAUCUUUGAAUUAAUUUUUAAACUUUGAGAAAUAGUAUGAGCUCUUACGACUGAUGUCGCAUAGUUCUCUGCAUAUUACGAAACAGAAAGCUAGUAUAAUACUUGUAUUUCUUUUACUUUUUCACAUCAUUUCCGGAAAUGACGUUCAAAAUCAAUAUAGCUAUUUAUAAAUUUCCGAAUACUGAAUGAUGAGUAGGAGAACUAAGAAGAGAUAUUUUUUUUCAUUUUGUGGGGAUCCCCAAAUGUGGCGGCCAUGUCGGUCUUGCACUUAAUCCGGCUCUGAAUAAGGCAAAAGUUUUGUGAGGAAAUAAGCGGAACUGGUAAACUAGAUAAUAUAUAUACCUACAAGUGCAAACAAAAUUUUGUGACCUUUUUAACCCCGCGACAUUUCUGGAUCAUAUGGCAUGAUACUGCACUCACCAGUUUGAGACCUACAUAUAAUGCGUUGUUAUACCAACGUCGUAGGAAGACAUCCCUUAAGAAUAUCUUAGCUAUUACUAGAAUACGAAUUGAUGUUACGAAACUCUCUCCUGCUUCUUGCAAACGCUGAUUAAGUUGGUAGCAAUGGAGAUUAGGAAACUUUGAACAGCUGAUAUCGGAAAAAGUGACCAAAGUAAUGUAAAAAAAUAUCAAGGAACGACACAGAUAAUACCGCAUUUUGUGCAACAAAAGUUUUUUAGUUAUUCUUUACGAAAUAUUUGUACAUUUCUCAUAAAAUCGUGAUAAAUAUUUAAAUUUUAAGUUGUUUUGUUUCUUCGUAUUAAUAUUUCUAAAUUUAAAUAUAAUUAUAUUUCGUUAAAUAAAUUAACGUUAAAUUAUUUCGUUAAAAUAGGUGACCUUUGAAAGCUCUCUUACUAAUCAAAGAAGUUCUUAUAAUAUCACCCUUGUAUUUUUUAUGAAAUUACAACAAUUUAACAAGAUUUUUUUGGUAGCUUCGCUAAUGAAAAUUUACACUGACGACAGUUGUAACUUUUUGGCACAAAACACCAUGAUAAAAAUAAUCUCAUUUAAGGUCAAAUCGCAAAGUUUGGCUGUUCUAGUGCCUCUUUGAAUCAAAAAAAAUCAGUUAGUAUUCUGUGGCACUUGCAGUAGAUAAUGGCGGCCAUACUAGCGAAGUUUCAAACGCUAAUUUAAACAAAUACCCAAACCAAUUGAAAUUUUUAUUUAGUUCAAAACGAAAACGCUAAGCCUUAAAAGGACGUUGAAAUUUAAUAUAAUAUUUGAAUUUUAAAAAAUUAAGAAUAAAUAAAUUGGACAAAGAGGCCAUUUGGACAUAGAGGCCACCAAAUCCGACCUAAAGUAUUCAAUACUAACUCGCAUAUACCUAUUGAAAAUAAUAAUAAAUAAAAGCUAAUAUACUUAGUAUGAAAAUCAUAAUAGUAGUAGAUAUUGUAGUGAGGUGUUUAGUAGUGAAAAUCAAUGUGAGUAUUUUGAGCAAACUAUUGUAUUUAUAAAUAUAUGGAAAUUAUAGUUAAUACAAACGUAUGUGCAUACAUUUAUUGAUAUAUUAUGCAUAGUACAUACAUAUAUACUUAAAAUAUUGCCGUCAUAAAAAUACACUUUCACGCAGACGUAGUAGUGUAGUCUAUAGUAAAGUUAGAAAACUAUCGUAAUAAUUUUUUAUACCAAAAACCGAGUCUUUGGACGAAUAAAAUGAAAAAAGAAAUUAAAAUAACAUAAAUUUUAAGAGAGUCAUAAUGGAUAUGCAAUGAAAACACAAAACAAUCAAAACUGUUGAAAAAAUAAGCGUACAUAUAUAUAAGUAUUUAUAUACACAGGUAUAAAUGUACCAUAUGUUACAUAUUACUGAUAUACAUGUCACUACGUACAUACAAACUACUUGUUAGUCCUAUUAAAUCAAACUUGAAAUAUGUGAACUAUGAGUCGAACUGGAAAGAGUAAGAGUAAGGGAAACUUAAUACACAAAGAACCUAUUAGGAAAACUAUAUAAAUAAGUUGAAGUGUAGAAACUUACGAUGAAAAGCGAAAUGACAUAUGAAACCUUAAUAUACCUGCAAGUUGAUUGAAUUUAUUGGUUUUAUCCCUAUUUACAAAUAUGUAUACUUACUAAAAUUUAGCUUGAAAAGCUUAAAGUUUUAUGUUCCUUUACUUUACUUCAAAUUUAUUUAGAUAUUUGCAUUAUUGCAGCUUGGUGCAGUUUUUGAGUGCAAAAACCGCGAGAUGUUACAAAUGUACUUGUAGCGUAUGUGUAAGAACUACUAGGUGUAAGCAUAUGGACGCAGAAUCGAGCUGAAAUAUUUUUUAUACCACAUACAAAAAUACUAUUUACGAUAGAGUAAAAAAUACUAAAAUGCAUAUAUACAUACACUACAUGAUAUGAAGUAGGUAUAUUUUAAAAGUCGUUACACUUUUCCCCACUUAAUCCACUGAUACUAAAAGACAUAGAAAUUCGGUUGAGUAUUUAAUGUUUUGAUUCAUAAUUUAGUCAAAAGUAAUUCUGCCCAAAAUUAAAAAAGGAAAUAUAAUAUAUAAGAUUAUAUAUAAUAUAAACGUUUUUCAGAGCAGUUAACAGAAAAUUAAAAUAUAAAUAUUAUAUUUUAAAAUACAUUGAUUUUGAUGUGUUCCAGUAAUUAAACCGAUAUUAUUAUCAACUAAUAGAGUACAACUUAUUAUUUGAAACAUAAUUGAAAUCAUUAGUAAUAUUUGGUUUUUACACCAUUUCCAAUUUCCAAGUUUAAGGGGCUAAGUGUAAUCAGAGACAUGAAAAAAUUACAAUUUUUAAUACUUUUUUUGCUAAUAAAUUAUUUUAUUUUAAAGUAAAAAGCAUAUCAUCACUAAAUAAGGUUUAGACUUGACUUGACAUGAAUUUGAAAAAAAAAAAAUUAAUAAUUUGAAAACAAUGGUUGUUUGUGCUGAUCCAAUUCCAGCCGAAACUCUUUGCGUCGACCACCACUAAUUCUUUGAAAUUCCUCUAAAUUCAAUCCAACAAAAAAAAAUUGUUUUAUUAAUAGAUAAUCUAGUGUCUUAUCGAACGUUUUUUGUAAAUUAACAAAACGGCGGUUUCAUUAAAAUUGUUUCCAGAUUUUCAGGUAAAACCAACAGUUAUUUGUUUAUAAAAAAUUAAAAUUAAAAAGAAAAAAAUCCUUGGAUCAGGCACUAGUAUUUCAUGUAUACCUUUUUCUUGAAAUCUAUCGAUCGGUGUUCGAGCUACAGUACUCACCAGUUCAAAAAACAUAGUUUUGAGUAAAACACAUUUGAAGUUUUACACUCUAGGAUGCUCCGGAGAACCAUUCGCUAUUUAUCGAACAACUCGAAAAGUGUUUGUCGGAUUGACUUAAAAUAUUUCAUACUUAAACAAAUGCAAAACAUCGACUUUUUGAAAAUUCUGACUAUCCCUAACCCCAUUUUGCUAAACAGCCUUAAUCUGGAUUAUUGUAUGGUUACCCUCCUAAAUAUAUAUAUAUAUAUAUACUUGUAUUAAUUACAAUUUUAAAUAAUUUUUUACAUUUGUUGGAUCGGCCUCAAACUUUAGAACAUUAAAAAUCUCCCGUAUCUUAAUGAGUCUGGCAACGCAGUGUUAUCAUUAAAUUAUUGAACAAGAAUCUUGUGUUCUUUGAAGAGUUUCAAAAUGACAAAGUUUCAACGGGUUAUAAUUUAGAAUUCAAAAUAUAUCAAAAUCUUAUAACAAAAAUUAUUAAAAUUAGACUGCUUAUAAAGUGGAGGAAAGUGUUAUGGCUACAUUUAGUAAUGCAGAAAAUAGAUAGUACUAAAAGUAAUCUAAGAAUUGAAAAAAAGGUUUGAAAAAUGUACUUGCUACGAAAAAUUCGUUAUGUGUUGAAUGAUUGAUGAAUUGAUGAACUAUUGUUAUAUUUAUUUACAUGUAGUAUUUCUAACUAUAAAUAAAUCUUCUUACACUAAAUAUUGUAUUCAUAGCUGAACCUACCUAUUAACCUUACUAACUAAAAUUUGUGGUACGUAUCAAUCAACUUUCUGCAACAAAAUGUUACCAAUGCAAAAAGAAUGAAAGCCUAAGCAAUUCCUAACGACUUAUUGAUAUUAUUAGAAAACACAACUUAAAUGUGUGUUAAAAAUCUGAAAACAAAGCAAUAAGUUUGAUUUUGUAAGAGUACAGUAAAAGUAAUCUAAGAAACGCGGAUGUGCAGUAAAAAAAUGGUUAAUCGAAAUAUAUAAUAUAACUAUUUAAAUGUAAUGUUUAUUUACAUACAUACAUAACUACAUUACAUAUAGAAGAAAUAAUAUGAGUGCAUAAAUGUCGUUAACAAACAUAAUUAAAAUAAGAAUCGUAGUUGAAAAGAAAUUGUAUUGAAAUAAAUUGAAAAAGAAGAAAAAACAAACAAAAUCAGAAAUACAAAUACAUACAUACCUUAUACAAAUUUAACGAUUGACAAACGUAGUCGUGACGUGUUAGCAUUAGUAGUAGUGUAGACCGCCAUAUACUCAUCGAUGUUUGUGAAUACCGAAUAUCCGAAUAUCAACACACCACCUCAACCGCCCCUUCUAGCUAUGAAAAACCUAAAAAAAUAUGUGUAAUCAUAACAAACGCGUUGAUACCCAUACUUAUACCACAUACACAAAUAAUAAUUAACUAGAUAUUCAUACCGAACGUUCCUUAUGUAUAUUUCUAUUCCGUCUUCAUUACCAUAUCUUUGGGAUUUUUUUAACCAUUAUAUGGGUAUUCUGGAUGCCUUCAAAUUAUCUACAGCUUAUUCAAAAGUAUAAGCUACAGAAAAUUUAAAUCUAAAAAGGUGGGUUUUUAGACAAGUGGUUUUCAUGAAGAAAUAACACGGAAGCCAAGAAUUUAGUUGUAUUAUAAAAAUAAGGAUUUGCCAUUAUGUUUUAAAAAUGGUUUCAGGCAAGUGACCACCGCAGCUGACCCAAUUUUCGAAAACUUUUUGCAGCAAUUGGGCCUUCUCUCCCAAGAAGUCAAUCGUCUCGGGCUUAUAUGCGUAGGCAAGCGACAGCCCAAGUCAGCAGAAGUUUCCAAUAACUUAAUUGUUUCGUUCGCUAUGCCAUAACGCUGUCUUGUUCAAACCAAACGCCAUAUCAACAUCCUUCAAUUCAGGCACGAAAAAGUCAUUAAUCAUGGCUCUAUAGUGUUCCUCAUUGACUAUAACAUUAUGACCGUCUUCAUUUUUAAAGAAAUAUGGACCAAUGAUUCCCUCUGCCUGUAGAGCACACCAAAUAGUGACUUUUUAAAAACGUUACUUCGUCUCAACAAUGGUUUGUAAAUUAUCAACACUCCAUUUGCGACAAGAAUGAUAGAAUAUAAGGUUACGACAAUAAUUUACCGUUCCUUUUUUCGGUUUAGGCUCUGACAAUUGUUACAAAAACAAACUGCACUAUACCGACUUGUUGUGACGUAAUUCUCUUGAGUUGAGAAGAAGAAGCAUAGAACAGCGUAAAUUGUACACAUAAACGUUAACACUUUUGAUAAUUCGUGAAAUGGACUUAAUUUAUUAGUUCAUAGUGAAAAAGAUCUUACUGAAAUGAAUAGAAUAAUGCUGCGAGAAAAUAUUUGGCUCAUUUUCAAAUAAAUACAUUUCUAUAUUGACAACAUAAUUGCUAAUUAAAUAAAUGGAUAAAAGGGAUUGUGAUUGCGAAGGUUGUAUUUAUUUCAAUUUAUAAGUACAAAAUAUAUUAGUUUGAAAAAUGAAGUGUGUAGUGGCAAGUUGCAAUAACUAUUAUGCAAAUAAACUAUUAUAAACGAGUUUUUUCAUUUUUUCUUCGGUUAUAAAAGUAGCAAACAAAUUUUAAAUAUUUUUAUAAUAGACAUUUAUUUCAUAAUCAUAAUAAUUACAAUUUCAGAAUCCUUUCACUAUAAUUUCAUUUAAAUAAAUCGGAACUAUUAUUAAUAUUUGUAUGUAUAUGUUUGUGUAUAAUGUAAGAAACUAUUGCUGGAUACAUCGCAAUCGUAAUCAUUAAUUUAAUUGGCAAUUAUUUUGUCGAUAGAUAAAAGUAUUUAUUUAAAAACGACCAAAAUAUUCCAUUCAUAUCAGUAAGAUUUUUUCACUCUAAACUUUUAAAUUAAAUCUAUUUCACGAAAUAACAAAAGUGUAUACGUUUUUGUUUACAAUUUACAUGCUGUUUUAUGCUUCUUCUUCACAACUCAAAAGAAUUACGUCACAAUAUGGCGGUUGGCGUAAUCUUGUAUUCUAUAAUUCUUUCCAUUGUGACAGUUUUGUUUAUUAAUGUACCCAUUCAACCAAAAGUGAGCUUCAUAACUGAACAAAUCUAAUGAAAUCAACGGAAAUCAUAACGAAAUCAUUAUCUUGAUGGUCGUUCGGCUUCAAUUCUCGUACGAGUUGGAUUUUGUAAGCCCACAAACUAAGAUCCUUCCGCAAAAUCCUUCAUAAAGUGGAUGGGCACAGCUCCACUACGCAUUAUUCGCUAGAGUAAAAGUGAUGAGAAACCGAUCCAUGAUUGCUUGAAUUACCGGUUCUACUGAGCGAUUAUGUCGACCGAACAUUGGACGCAGCGGCGAUGCGUCCCGUCAACAGGACCAUUAUUUUGGUAAUAAAUUUGCACGAUAUUCACGCACGAUUUUGGCUUUCAAUGUCAAAAGAAACUGCUUUGCUCGAGUUAUUGGCCGAAUUUUUUUCUUAAAGUGGUUAUUACUGGAUCCGACGAUACUAACAAUAAGCGCAAAAGAUCCUCCAUUUUGUUAGAUUGCAAAUUUUUUCGAGUACGAUUUAGGCGACAUUUUUUUAAAUUUUUGUUUCGGACUUCUAAAGCUUUUUCCGACAUCAUUUCGAUUGGAAGUAGUACAUUUUCGAUGAUCAAUAGCUCCGUCCAAUAUCUCGAGCACUGAGGAAAGCAUGGAGAACCAUGGAAAUUCUGUAACAAAAAUCCGUGUAGUAGUAGUUUGAAAGCAUAAUUGCGACAUCUAUGAAUGUCUAUUGUAUAUAUAGAAGACAUACAGCGCAGAAUCAAUGAAAACCUUUCUAAACCUAAAUGUCCACUAUUAGUGAAGACAAUAUAUAAUUUUCAAAAAACCGUCGAGCAGUAUUCCCACUAUUGGUGUUGCCAGAACCUUGCAUUGGAAUAUCUACCAACAAUGCCAUUUCAACCCUAAAUCUACCAUUAUUGAAUAGCGGAUUUUCGUUGAUCGACUAUGCUUUUAUCUAAACCCCGUACUUGCCACCUUUUAAUGGGUAGCCGAUAACCUAUUUGUGACACACAUUCAAAGCAGCGAGUCCAACUAUGUAAAGUAGAUAGUCCGAAUUUGAGUAAGUCAUUGUGUCUUGCCAAAUUGUUAAUACCAUCUAUGUUAUUCAUUAAUUUAGACGUAGCCUUACAAAUACCGCAUGCUUGUGAAGACGAUUCAACAAUUAUACUAAACACUCUUCCAUCGAUCAUCGUAAGCACCAACUUGGUGUCAGCUUGAAAGCUGCUCAAUCUCGUAGGCACAAUUUGAAAAAUCUGCACUUGUAUAUUCUCUCUCUCGGCUCUUACCAAUUCAGUAGACUCUGUUGCAAACAUUAUUUUAAGGGGUCUAAAAUAAAGAGUCGAUGAUGGGCGAGGAUUUCACCAAAGAAUGCCAUUUUCACAUAUAAAGGCGCAAUACAUAAUAAAAAGCACAUGUUCAUCUGCUAUUUUAUUUGUGGAUCGAUGGAACCUCUGCCAUAGGUUGCGUGUUCAGAACUCCCAUCGCAACCCUAUUUUGACAAGAACGUCAAAUUUUCAUAUUUGUCAUCAUACAAUGAGAUUUAGCUAAACACAAAUUAACAGUUCAAGUUAUCGUAUGAUUUAACAUAUCUUGCAAUGGAACUUCUGCAUAACAUUCGUCCGAUCUUCUUGAGUCCAGAUAACACAUCUUCUCAAGAUAUUGGCAUUUCGCGCCUUGCCACCUAAAGGUUGCAAAAGUUUAAAUGACAUUUUGGUUAAUAAACAAUGACCAAAGCCUCCUCUGGAGUAUAUUUAAUUAGUAUCUGUUCAGUAACAUUCAGACUUUUUUUUAUUUUUUUAGAUGCUUCUGGAUUUGUGGCUGCCAUUUAAGCAAUAUUAGAUGCACUGCUUUUUCCAGAAUUGUAAAGGCUUACAGUAGUUGCUUUCAUAAGCUCUGCACAAGAGUUGGCUUCUACUAGAUACCUUUAACCAUUGGUAAUUUGGGUGGCAAUUAGUAUAACACUUUUGCUUUCGGUUUUAAUCCAAGUCUAUUGUCUUCAUUCAGAAGAACCAAAUGUUCAGUUAACCAAACCGCGUUUUUGCACUCAAAUCGCUUCGUAUCCCUGUUACAUUGUCUCCAUCUUUCAAAAAUCCUUUUACAAAAAUGUUUAACUUUACCAACAAUAGAAUUCAACUCCUCUUCAAAACAUUUCGAUUUGUCAAUAAUAUUCUCAAAAAUGUACUGAGCCAGUGUAAAAUUCUUCUUCGUGGCGUCUGUUUCCCCAUGCCAUACUGCAAAAAGUGUUUGUUUGCAGACCGACAUGAUUGCUGAAAAUAUCCCCCACAUAGUUUAACACCGCUAUAAAUAUUUUGCCGUCCAAGACCUGCCUCCCAAAGUUUUACUCUACAGAAGCGGAAAUUUGCUUACAAAAAGGGUACGACAAACAUUGAUGGUUUCAAGCACAAAUUAUGAACACAACAUGUAUUCACAGGUCAUAAAACAUUUAUUUUCUUUUAAUACAUACCUUGAGUUUAACGAAAAUGGGAAAAUAGAUUCAAAACAGGUGAAUUCCGAAAAAAUGUCGAAAUGUAAUAACAAGUGGAAAAUGUUGUGCUACCAUAUGUUAACUUUGAGAGCUAACAGCUGAUUUAUUUAAUCACAUUUAUCGGUUUUGAUAUUAUAUAUUUGAUAAAUUAAUAUUUGACCAUCGGUAGGAAAAAAAAAUAUUGAUAAAUUUUAACAGUUGAAAAUUGGCUUAAUCUUAAGCUGGAAUAGUCAAAUCGGCCACUGUGCGGAGAUGCGCCGAGCGAACCGAACAAUUAUUUUUGUAAUAAAUUUGCACGAUAUAUAAACGUUGUUCCGAAGUAAGUCUGUCCAUUAUGAAAUGGCAAACCAAACAGAGUAUAAAUUAACUAACAGCUGUCAAAAGGACCUACCCCGAAAAACCCAGAAAGUAUUGCUUCAUUGAAAACCAGACGUCUAAAAAACACUCUUUAAUAUAGUUUAAAAAAUUGUUUAUUGCGCCCGUCAGUCCCGGUCAAGCAUGGAAACAGUAAAAGCUUCUAGAAUUAACAUGCUUCCUCUAUGAAACUGUAGCAUCCUUGCUUUUUGAAUUCGGUCCCUUGAAAGGAUUACUAUGUAUCUUAGUUACAUACAUACAUGCAUACACUUGAUGCAUAAUUAUAUACAUAUACACAUACCUAUGUAGUUUUGUACAAAAAAAUAAAUAAUACCCAUCCAUACAUAAAUAUGUACUCAUAAAUGUUAGAUGCCGCACGUAUGUAGAACGAACACCUACAACAAACAAUAAUACAAUAAUAAAUUGACACAAAUUCGAAAAUAUUCGAAAGUACCGUAACGCACUUUUAUAACUAUA
Molecule: messenger RNA, 16301 nt
Organism: Bactrocera oleae (olive fruit fly)
Lineage: Eukaryota; Metazoa; Arthropoda; Insecta; Diptera; Tephritidae
Gene: olf413
Product: DBH like monooxygenase olf413
Biological process (GO): norepinephrine biosynthetic process; dopamine catabolic process; octopamine biosynthetic process
Cellular component (GO): secretory granule membrane
Molecular function (GO): dopamine beta-monooxygenase activity; copper ion binding
Source: RefSeq, a predicted model, not a curated record